Messenger RNA from Erpetoichthys calabaricus (reedfish), 1396 nucleotides. Its product is annotated as metalloproteinase inhibitor 2-like. The transcript has 5 exons. The coding region runs from base 366 to 1013 and encodes 215 amino acids. Gene Ontology annotation, biological process: negative regulation of membrane protein ectodomain proteolysis; negative regulation of endopeptidase activity. Gene Ontology annotation, cellular component: extracellular matrix. Gene Ontology annotation, molecular function: metalloendopeptidase inhibitor activity; protease binding. Lineage: Eukaryota; Metazoa; Chordata; Cladistia; Polypteriformes; Polypteridae. The record is from RefSeq and is a predicted model, not a curated record.
GAAUAGAAGAGGUAGGCAGAAAGCACACAAAACGUGUCAAAUUAAAACGAAGACUACCUUAAGUGAAAUAAAACUGCGGUGUACUAAGAUACUAAAAGAUAUGACAUGCUUUUUUGCGUCUCCUGGGAAUGUUAGGUAAAGAGUAAUAACUAGUUAACAUGAGAAAAGCAAUGACAACAGUUCACCCAGAGUACCAGGGCGAGACUCGGCGUCAGCGUCGUCCUUCGGAUUGGUGCGCCGAGGUGGGGGCGGGAAGAGAAAUGCGCCCAUAAGAGCGGCGCUCGGGCACAUCCAUAUUCACAGUCCUGCCAGGUCGGCUGGGAGGAGUAGGGUUGGAGUACAGUACGUAAGAAGGGCGCAGGACGAUGGGAUUCUCUCUGCUGUUCGGCGGACUGCUGUUCCUGUCCUUGAAGCUUACGGAAGCGUGCAGUUGUGCGCCCGCUCACCCACAGCAGGCUUUCUGCACAUCGGACAUAGUGAUUCGUGCCAAAGUCUCUGGUGAGAAGAUUGUGAAUCAUGGCAACACCUCUUCUCCACACUUUAAGUUUAUUCAGUAUGAAAUUAAACUAGUGAAGAUGUUUAAAGGCUUUGAAAAGCUCAAGGAUGUUCAGUAUGUGUACACACCUCUCUUCUCGUCAUUGUGUGGUGUGAAGCUUGAAGCUAAUAACAAGAUUCAGUACCUUCUAUCAGGGAGGAUAGGAGGUGAUGGAAAUCUUAUUAUUGGCCUGUGUGAUUUCAUUGAGCAAUGGGACAACCUUUCACUGUCACAGAAGAAGAGCCUUAAUCACCGAUAUCAUAUGGGCUGUGAGUGCAGAAUUUCCAGAUGCUACACUUUUCCCUGUUCUACUGUAUCUGAAAAUGAAUGCCUUUGGACAGACUGGCUUACAGAUAACAGCUUGAAUGGACAUCAGGCCAAGCAUUAUGCGUGCAUCAUGCGCAGUGAUGGGUCCUGUAGCUGGUACAGAGGAGGUCCACCCCCUGAAAAAGAAUUUCUGGACAUUUCAGACCCAUAAAAACACGUGGAGAAGAACUGGCCAAGAUAAAUUAUAGCUGGAUGUCGGUGAAGCUGCUAGAUCUUUUGUGGUUCAGCAGAUGAUUUUUGUUCUUAAUUCAUUCAAACAAAUAUCUGUAGACUGGUCACAGAGCUAUAGGUCUGUGUAGGGUGGCCUGAGAAGCAGCAAUGCCUUGUACGUGGACUGGAAGAACUGAUGAUAAAGAACUUGAGAACAGACAUGCACAGACUGUUCAGCUUGCAUUCCCCCCAGGAGGGAUGCCGCAGGUAUUAUGGGUGAAGAGUUGCUGAACUGUGAGCUGAUUCACAAUAAAAAUGCAUUGAUCUUGUCCAGCCUCCAGGACAGGAAUGGUUUAUACAGAUAAAAGGAAGAGUGUCCCCUGC